AUGGGCUUCCGCAUUGCUAUUGACCGUGGUGGAACCUUCACCGACUGUGUUGGUAAUCCUGGCACUGGGAAACAAGAAGAUGAUGUGAUAUUGAAAUUACUUUCUGUUGAUCCAGCAAAUUACCCAGAUGCUCCUUUGGAGGGAAUCCGUCGUUUGCUUGAAAAGUUAACUGGAGAAAAAAUUCCUAGAGGCCAGCCUUUGGACACUUCCAACAUUGAGUACCUUCGCAUGGGUACCACAGUUGCAACCAAUGCCUUGUUAGAAAGGAAAGGUGAGAGAUGCGCCCUUGUGACCACCAAAGGCUUUAAAGAUGUCUUGGCCAUCGGAAACCAAUCCAGACCACAUAUUUUCGAUUUGUCCAUUUCAAAGCCAGAGGUCUUGUAUGAGACAGUGGUGGAAAUUGAUGAGAGAGUUACUCUCGAGGAUUUCGUUGAGGAUCCAGAGCAAAGCAUUUCCCAGCCCAAUGGCACCGACUUAGUUCUGGGAUUGUCUAGUGAGGUUGUGAGAAUUCUCAAGAAACCUGAUGUUGACAGCAUACGUUCCAGCUUGCAAGUUUUGUAUGCUACAGGCAUCAGAUCCAUUGCAGUGUGCUUGAUGCAUGCUUACACUUAUCCAGAGCAUGAGAGAAUUGUGGGAGACAUUGCCAAAGAAAUAGGAUUUACCCACAUCUCGCUUUCAUCUAGCUUGUCCCCAAUGAUAAAGUUUGUUGCUCGUGCGAACUCGUCCAUUGUUGAUGCCUAUUUGACUCCAGAAAUUAGGAAAUACUUGUCAAGUUUCGAAUCCGGUUUGAAGGAUGGAUACUUGGGCAAAGCCAAGUCCAAAGGUGUCAGAUGUCAUUUUAUGCAAUCAGAUGGAGGAUUGGUGGACGCAUCAUCAUUUUCUGGACUUCGUGCAAUUCUUUCAGGUCCUGCUGGUGGAGUGGUAGGAUAUUCUGCCACAUGCUACAAUCCAAAGAAUGAGGUUCCUCUUAUUGGCUUUGAUAUGGGAGGAACCUCGACCGACGUGUCUAGAUACGGCGAAGGUAAGUUUCACCACGUGUUUGAGACCGUCACUGCCGGUGUAACUAUCCAGUCUCCACAAUUAGAUAUUAAUACUGUUGCUGCUGGAGGUGGAUCCAUAUUGUCCUACAGAAAUGGUCUAUUCUACGUUGGUCCUGAGUCUGCGACUUCUGAGCCGGGUCCAGCAUGUUACAGAAAAGGUGGACCUUUGACAGUGACCGAUGCCAACUUAUUUUUGGGCAGAUUGUUGCCCGAGUACUUUCCUAAGAUCUUUGGUCCCAAUGAGGACGAAGGUUUGGAUCUCGAAGCUACCACUGCGAAGUUUAUUGAGUUAACCGAAGAAAUUAACAAGUCAAAUGACAAAAUGGAUCCCAUGACUCCAGAGCAGGUUGCAUUUGGAUUCAUCAAGGUUGCUAACGAAACAAUGGCCAGACCAAUUCGUCAAUUGGCCGAAGCCAAAGGCCAUGUCACAUCUGCUCACAGAUUGGUUUCGUUCGGAGGUGCUGGAGGCCAGCAUGCUGUUGCAAUUGCUGAGUCUUUGGGCAUCAACACUGUUUUGAUACACAGAUACUCAUCUGUGUUGUCUGCGUAUGGUAUGGCUUUAGCUGACGUUGUGGAAGACGUCCAAGAACCCUCAGCUGUUGCUCUCGAAGAGUCAACAAGACCACAUCUUGAACAGAGAUUAGCUUCUCUUAAGGCAGAAGCUCGAUCCAAGUUGAAAGCUCAAGACUUUAAGGAUGAAGAUAUUGUCUUUGAGGAAUACUUAAACAUGAGAUUCAAAGGUACGGAAUCCGCUAUCAUGGUUCAUAAGGGCAAAGACUGGAACUUCAAAGAAAACUUCUGCCAGAUGCACAAGCGUGAAUUUGGUUUUGUCUUCGAUAAGGAGAUCGUUGUUGACGACGUUCGCGUUAGAGGUAUUGGCAAGUCCCAUGUGGAGAAUGAGACCUCUAUUGAUGAUCAGAUCGAGAAUCUAAAAAGCAACAAUUUGAUCCUGGCCACCAGUAAGGACCGAGUCAAGUUCUCCAAGGAUGUAUAUUUCCAGAAUGGAAUGGUAGUCACUCCAGUGUUCAGAUUGGAAGACUUGAAGAUUGGAACAAGAGUGGAUGGCCCUGCCAUCAUUGCUGAUGGAACCCAGACAAAUGUGAUUCCUCCUUUGGCGUCGGCUUUGCUCCUCAAAAGUCAUUUGGUUGUAACUGUGAAGCCCACAGAGAAGAAGUUGGAAUCUAUGCCAAGGUCAGAAUCUUCCAAAAUUGACAACACACCCGUUGAUCCUGUGCUAUUGUCAAUCUUUGGCCACCGUUUUAUGGAUAUUGCAGAGCAGAUGGGUACAUCGCUUCAAAAAACAAGCGUUUCUGUUAAUGUCAAAGAAAGAUUGGAUUUCUCAUGUGCACUUUUCGAUGCUGAAGGUAAUUUGGUUGCCAAUGCUCCUCAUGUCCCAGUGCACCUUGGGUCCAUGUCAACUUGUAUCACAUUCCAGGCAAAUCUCUGGAAAGGCAAGUUAAAACCCGGAGAUGUCAUUGUCACCAACCAUCCCUCUGCGGGUGGAACUCAUUUACCAGACAUCACAGUAAUCUCUCCUGCCUUUGCAGGCGACAAAAUCAUAUUUUAUGUUGCAUCUAGAGCUCACCAUUCUGAUAUUGGAGGUCUCUUGCCAGGAUCCAUGCCUCCAAGUUCCAAAUUUUUGAUUCAAGAAGGCGCCUCCAUCCAUUCCGAGUUGCUCGUUCUGGGAGGAGUGUUCCAGGAGGAGAGAAUCACCCAAUUGUUGUUGGUGGAGCCAGCAAAGGAGCCUGGCUGUUCUGGAACCAGAAGAUUGAGCGAUAACAUCUCCGACUUGAAAGCACAGGUUGCUGCUAACCAAAAGGGAACUUUGUUGAUUGAGAAGUUGGUGCUGGAGUUUGGCUUGCCUACUAUUUCGAAGUACAUGACUGCAAUUCAAGACAAUGCUGCAUCUACCGUCCAGAAGAUGUUGAACAAUGUCAUGGAGAGAUUCGGCAACGAAUUGGGGUGCGUUGACUACAUGGAUGAUGGAUCUAAGAUUGCUUUGAAGAUCAAAUCUGGAGAUGACGGUAAGGUCAUUUUUGACUUCACCGGAACAAGCAUGCAAGCAUACACCAAUAGCAAUGCUCCCAUGGCUAUUACAUACUCGGCAAUUAUCUACUGUUUGAGAUGUUUGGUGGAUGAAGACAUUCCACUCAACCAGGGCUGUUUGAGGCCAAUUAAGGUGAUAAUUCCAGAAUCGUCUCUCCUCAACCCUGACGAAGGAUGUGCUGUUGUUGCUGGAAAUGUCUGCACGUCUCAAGUGAUCACUGGAGUUAUACUCAGUGCUUUCCGUGCAUCUGCUAACUCUCAAUCUUGUUGUAACAACUUCACAUUCGGAGUGGGUGGAAAUGACGAAAAUGGAAACUACGUCCAAGGUUUUGGAUACUACGAGACAAUUGCUGGAGGCCAUGGAGCGGGACCAACGUGGAAUGGAGUUGAUGGUGUUCAGACCAACAUGACCAAUACUAGAAUUACAGAUGCAGAGAUCUUUGAAAAGAGAUAUCCAGUGAUUCUUCGUGAAUUCUCUAUAAGAGAGAAUUCUGGUGGUAAUGGUGCUUACAAAGGAGGCUGCGGAGUUGUUAGAGACAUCGAGUUUAGGGUGCCGGUCUCGGCCUCAAUUUUGUCAGAGAGAAGAGUUGUUCCUCCCCAUGGACUCGAGGGUGGUGAAGAUGGGGAACGUGGGUUGAACGUCUGGGUCAGAGUACUUAGAGAUGACAAAGGGAAUGUCAUUGGCAGGAGAAAGGUCAAUGUUGGAGGUAAGGGAACUGUUCAAGCACGGGCCGGUGAUCGGUUUAUUAUCAACAGUCCAGGAGGAGGUGGAUAUGGAGCUGCUAAAGAUAAUACUCUUCCAAGCAGGGUGAAGACUCAUCAUGGUGACAAAUUUGCUGGAACAGGGUCUAUUUCUGGAAGAAUGACCGCUCAAUUGACGAACUAG
Molecule: messenger RNA, 3972 nt
Organism: Sungouiella intermedia
Lineage: Eukaryota; Fungi; Ascomycota; Pichiomycetes; Serinales; Metschnikowiaceae
Source: the annotation of a GenBank genome assembly